AUGGCCUCAAUUCUCACCGUCGCUCUGUUUGCCCUUGGCGCCGCUGCGUUGCCCAGCGCUGCUUCACCUGAGCCAACUGGACUUUCUUACCCAUCGGGGUUUGAUAUGAAAACAAGCUGGGCGCAUCUGAGCCCGUAUGUCGAUGCCCCCGGGUUCAAUGUCUCCAAGGGCUAUCCUGCGGAAUGUGAGCUAUCUCAAGUCCAUGUGUUACACCGCCAUGCCCAGCGGUAUCCGACAUAUUACCCCUUGGAUGGAGAAGGCAUGGAACGGUUUGCUCAAAAGUUAGCGAACUAUUCCAAGAAACACCCCCAAAAACAAGUGGGCUCUGGCCCGUUGUCAUUUUUGAAUGAUUGGGAAUAUGUUCUGGGCUUGAACACCCUUCUUCCUACCGGCGCUGCCACCGAAGCCACUGCAGGCGCGCUGUUCUGGAGCCAGUACGGGCGACUGCUCUAUCGUGCCAAUGCUAGCCAAGCUAAUUGGGAUCCCUCGUUGAAUGUGUUCCCGAAUGGCACAACCCGACCGAAGCCAACGUUCCGUACAACUUCAUACCCCCGUAUCUUGGAGAGCGCUCGGUGGUGGCUCGGUGGUUUCUUCGGGAACACCGGAGCCAACAGCUCGUAUGCCGAAUAUGACUUGACCAUCAUCCCUGAAGUGGACGACUUCAAUAACACGUUGUCAUCAACCAGUUCCUGCACCGAGGGCUUGGAGCCGGGCGAUACAUCUGGUGAAGCAUUUGCCUCAUCCUCUUUAGUGAAAAAUGCGGCUAAGCGCUUCGCUGCGCACUUGCCUGAAGAUUUGAACCUGGAUACAAUUGAUAUCGUCGCAAUGUUCAACAUGUGCCCUUAUGAAUAUGCUACCCUUGGCAGCUCGUCCUUCUGUGCGCUUUUCACCGAACAGGAGUGGCGCGACUUUGAAUACUUUAUCGAUCUACAGUUCUACGGCAGAUAUGGCUUCGGCUCUCCUAGCGGACGUGCUCAAGGCAUUGGUUACGUCCAAGAGCUAGCUGCACGCUUGCAGUCCAAGCUUAUCAUGAGCAGCCAGAGCAGCAUUAACUACACAUUCGACAACAACACCAAGAGUUUCCCCUUGAACCAGCCACUGUAUAUGGACAUGUCUCAUGACGAUAUCAUUGUUUCUACCUUGACGGCUCUAGGCUUGGACUACUUCAAGUACAGCCCUCGUGGCCUUCCCGACUCAGUUACGCAUGCUCCACGCCGCAACUUUGAUCUCAACCACAUGACACCCUUUGGAGCUCGCCUUUUCUCUGAAAUCUGGACAUGUCCCCAGGGGGCCUCGCUUAAGCACCUCCGGCCACAGAAGUACAGCAAUCCGGACCUCUCCUCCGAGUCCAAUACGACCGAUUACAUCCGUUUUGUCCUGAACAAUGCUCCCUUGCCACUUGAUGGUUUGAGCGCAUGUGAUGGAUCGGUGAAUGGAUUCUGCAAAGUCAGCAAGUUCCUCAGUGAUAUUCCGAAGUUGAAUGAGGAGGCAAUGUACCAGAAGGCAUGCUUCGGCGAUUACAACAUCACUACCCAAGUUGGGAACGGGCAACCCAUCAAGCCUUGA
Messenger RNA from Penicillium salamii, 1566 nucleotides. The record is from the annotation of a GenBank genome assembly. Lineage: Eukaryota; Fungi; Ascomycota; Eurotiomycetes; Eurotiales; Aspergillaceae.